ACGCAAUCUAUGAUGCCAAGUUCUCUAUACGUUGCGUUAAAUAAUUAACUAACAAAAAAUAGUUUAAUGUCAACUGUAAAAUCUGCUGAUCCGUGUAAGAUUUUUGCUUGUAAGUUGCAAACAUGUUUGAAAAAUAAUGUUUAUCAGCCGUCAAAGUGUGAAGAUGUGAUUGAAGAGUUAAGGAAAUGCUGCAUAAAACAUUCGUCCAUUUCUCUUGUUUGUGAAGGAAUUGAUACUUCCAAACCAUAUGAACACAACACGGUGGAUUAUAAAGAGACUUUAAAGUAAAUUAUGAAAACGAAUCAAAGAAGACCAAUAUUGAAGGAACAAGGAAUAAUAUAUCGUUAUC
Copidosoma floridanum is the source of this 349-nucleotide messenger RNA. RefSeq names its product cx9C motif-containing protein 4. The record is from RefSeq and is a predicted model, not a curated record. NCBI's taxonomy places the organism in Eukaryota, Metazoa, Arthropoda, Insecta, Hymenoptera, Encyrtidae. Gene Ontology annotation, cellular component: mitochondrial intermembrane space.